Caenorhabditis sp. 36 PRJEB53466 is the source of this 497-nucleotide messenger RNA. The record is from the annotation of a GenBank genome assembly. Lineage: Eukaryota; Metazoa; Nematoda; Chromadorea; Rhabditida; Rhabditidae.
AUGAAGCUUCUCUCCGCUCUUCUCGUCGCCUCCACCCUCGUCAGUGUCUCCAACGCCGCUUGUACCGACGGUAUCCCCUUCACACUUGGAGCAUCCUCCUCUAGAAACCAUUCAUUUUUCAGUGUGCACGUGUACAAAGCCGGCUCUUUUCAACGAAGCGGACUUCACCGCAAACGUCGCACCCAAACUGCUUGAAAUCGGCCAAAGUGGAACUUUCGUGAAAGCGGAUAGCGAAUCAAUUUCCGGCUGUGUUAUCAGUCUCAGCUGUGACUAUGGAGAUUUGGACGACGAUUUCAGUGCUGGUCAGACUGUUUUUACAGCUAGUGGACAAGUGAUUCAUUCGGCAAAUUCAUUAUCUCAUUUCGUGUCUUUUUCAGAUAUCCGAAGGUGCGACUAACUUCGACGAUGUUGCGUGCGUCAACUCAAAAUGGAUUUACAAGUGGGAGGAGGUGGUUUCCGUCGGAUGUUACAAGAGCUUUGCAAAUGAAGAUUACUAA